Messenger RNA from Fraxinus pennsylvanica, 747 nucleotides. NCBI's taxonomy places the organism in Eukaryota, Viridiplantae, Streptophyta, Magnoliopsida, Lamiales, Oleaceae. The record is from the annotation of a GenBank genome assembly.
AUGGCAGAACGAAUUCGUUUGGCAGUCGGAAUUAUGGGGAAUGCAGCCACUUUGUUUCUCUAUGCUGCCCCAGUACUAACUUUCUCAAGGGUAAUAAGAAGGAAAAGCACGGAAGAAUUUUCGUGCGUGCCAUACAUUAUUGCACUAUUGUGUUGUUUCCUCUACACAUGGUACGGCUUACCAAUCGUGAGUUAUCAGUGGGAAAACUUUCCUGUCGUAACCAUUAAUGGAUUAGGGAUUCUUUUCGAGCUCUCCUUCAUAGCCAUAUAUUUCUACUUUGCUUCGGCUAAUGGAAAGAAGAAGGUUGCUAUGUUGACGAUACCAGUACUCGUUUUGUUCUGCAUCACUGCAAUUUUAUCAACUUUUUCCUUUCAUGAUCAUCGCCGUCGCAAAGAAUUUGUAGGAAGUGUUGGGCUCGUUGCAUCUGUAGCAAUGUACGGAUCUCCUCUCGUGGUCAUGAAACAAGUGAUACGGACCAAGAGCGUGGAAUUUAUGCCAUUUUACUUGUCAUUUUUCUCAUUACUUGCUAGUUCACUUAGGAUGGCUUAUGGACUACUCAUCCACGAUCUUGUUCUUGCGUCACCCAACCUGGUAGGUACCCCUCUAGGCUUACUCCAGCUUUUGUUGUACUGCAAGUAUAAGAAAACUGAAGUUAUAGAAGAAAAACCUCAAAAAUGGGAUUUGGAAAGCAAUGUGAACCAUUUCUUUGAACGUCAAGGUCAAAUGCUACGUUACGAUAACAAAUAA